Messenger RNA from Brienomyrus brachyistius, 1788 nucleotides. It is a transcript of the gene lacc1, whose product is annotated as laccase (multicopper oxidoreductase) domain containing 1. Bases 279 to 1556 code for a protein of 425 amino acids. The record is from RefSeq and is a predicted model, not a curated record. The transcript is spliced from 6 exons. NCBI's taxonomy places the organism in Eukaryota, Metazoa, Chordata, Actinopteri, Osteoglossiformes, Mormyridae. Gene Ontology annotation, molecular function: copper ion binding.
UGACUGAGAAAACCGGAAGUGUAAGCAAUGGACUAUAUAAGCAAACUACAAACUGAAGUUUCACAUUAUAGUGUUGUCCUUAGUUUGCUUCGGUUUAUAAGCCUUUAUAUCUUGCAUCCGGUUUUUCCUCAAUCAGUAGUCUCAGCUCUGUCUGAUUUCGUCUCCAGUCUUUGCUCUUUGUUUCGAUUUUAGGUCGCCUGGGUAAUUGUAUCUCUGAUCAUCUCGGAUUCUUCACUCACCUGGGUCCCAGAGUUGGGAGCUUCUUCCAGAGAGGAAACAUGUGUGAAAUGGUGCUUGUGGACAUUGGCUGCAGUAACUGUCCACAAGAUGGCUGCUUGCAAAAACGCUUGAAGGAUAUGUCUGCCAUAAUAGACGAUGAGACAUAUAGUCAUAUAUACAUUAUGACUGACAGAAAUUCAGAAACACAAAAAAACCACGUGCAAGCUACUUCAACACUCCUGGAGAGCUUUGCGGGUCAGAAGGAAAAAAUUCACAUACUGGAUGAAGGCUGCGUGGCAUCCUCUUGGUACAGCUUUAAACAAGCCGUGGAUGAAUUGGAUCUGAGUGCUGUGCUGGUUGUUACGUCCAGCCAGAGGAGGAACAUGCUGCAGACGUACCAAAGCUUACUCUUCACCGCGGUCUACAGCUUUGAGUAUAAAACUUUGUUUGAUGACUCGCAGUGUCCCAUCACCAGCAGCCAUCUCAGCAAAAAUAUCAGAGAGGAAGUGAAGGCUUUCCUCCGGAAUUUACCUGCUGUCACUGGAGAGAUUUCUAUUCUUAGGUCGUCUUUAAUAUCAGACAGCUUUUCUCAUGGUUUCACUACCAGAACAGGGGGUAUCUCCUACAUCAGUACACUACGGUCCCUUAACCUCUUCAGCAGCUCCAGGCGCAGGGACCCAAAUGUAGUUGUUGAGGAGAACCUGCGUCGCCUUGGCCUUCAGGCUGGAUUUGACCCCGAAAAUUUUCGCCUUAUAAAAACGGAUCAUGCCAGUGAUGUAUGGGUGAUUGGGAAACCAGAGCCCCCAAGCUACGACGGCAUGGUAACCAACCAGGUGGGACUGGUCAUUGCUGCACCCGGAGCUGACUGCAUGCCCUUGCUUUUCACGGACCCUGUGGCAAAGGUCAUUGGCGUGGCUCAUGCAGGUUGGAAAGGUACUUUGAAGGGGGUUGCUGUGGAAAUGGUGAAUGCCAUGGUAUCGGAGUUCGGCAGUAAGCCAUCUGACAUCGUCGUGGUCAUUGGCCCGUCUGUGGGCCCGUGCUGUUUCACUCUGGACCGAGAUUCUGCCGAAAAGUACUAUGCGAUUCAUCCAGACUGCGUCAAAGCUAGGGGUUCUACACGGCCUUACAUCGACAUCAGACUAGCCACAAGAAUUCUCCUCCAGCAAGCUGGGAUCCUUCCUCGCUGUAUCCAGGACAACACUGUGACUGACAGACCCCUCCUUACACUCUGCACGGCCUGCAGCCCUGACACCUUCUUCUCCCAUGUUCGUGAUGGGAUCAAUUUUGGCACACAGAUCGGUUUUUUGUGGAUUAAGAAUCAGUCUGUCAGUGGGUGAACAAUUUGGUUAUCAAAUAGGAUAUCGACUGAGCAGGAAAACGAGUCAACUUUUAUACAACAAAAUUGUAUUCACGACAUAGAAUGUAAAUGCACAAUGUUGAGUAUUUUAUUUCAUCAGGUGCUUUGAGCAUCAGAAUCAUUUUACUGCUGGUUUUAGUUCAGACUGUUGGCUGAGUGUUUUUCACAUAGCCCCGCAAUUCAUAAGUUGUGGAUUAAACAGCUACACUUUA